AGAUCUAUAUUUUUCAUUGAUUUUGUUUGUCAACUUGUCACUAGACACUUGAAUUAUCAAGUUUACUGUGUUGUGUGUUAACUGUUCUCGUAGUUUUGUCCACUUGUGAUUAACGAGACUAGGACAGAAUAAUGGUCGAACCACGUAAAAGGAACCUCGAAAAUGGAAAGAACACACAAGGACAGAAAAAAAACAGCAUGUCGAAAAGACAGGAACAAGCACCAAGAAUCGUUACAACUUGGGAGCUUUCGAAUAUGAUUUUCGAAAUUUUAAUUGUGCCAAUACUGACAAUCGGUUUUCAUUUAGUUUGCAACGAGAAGCAAUGCUCCUUCACUUCCUUACCAGAUUUGAGUCAAUAUAAGUCUUUGUCGGACCUUUUCCAACUAGAAUCCUUCUUAUAUUUUCUAGCAUAUGUCGUCGUUCUCGUUAUAUUCGGUUGCCUGCCUUUAGGUGGUGAAAAAAUUCGGGUGAAAGACUAUACCUACAAUUUGAACGGAUUCAAUUCAACUCUAUGCAUUAUACUCACGAUGUUAGUCUGCGAGAGUUCUGGAGUCCCUGUUUCGAAUUAUAUUUGUGAGCAUUUGUUAGACAUGGUAGUUAGUGUGUUAAUCUUUCAAGUUUCGCUGGCGGUUUUCCUGUAUAUUUUCAGUUUUAACGCACGAGAGGAUGAGUUGAAUCCUGCUGAGAUUGGGACACCCUUCAUCAGCGCUUUUUACAACGGUCGUCAGAUAAACCCCCGUUUGUUUAAUACAGUGGACAUCAAAUUCACCUUUGUGAAAAUAUACACUAGUACCAUGAUCAUAACGGAUAUUUCAAUGGUGCUGAAAACUUUGAAUUUAACCACCAACACCGGACUGAACUUGAAUAAUAUCAACUGGAAUUCUUUAUCGUCAAAUUCAACAAUAGUGGUUUUGGCUAUAGCUCAUUGUUCUUAUUUUCUGAGUCAUUUGUACUACGAGAGUCGGACUUUGAGCAAUUAUUUUGCCCAUAGUGAAGGAAUGGGAUACAACCUACUCAUGGCAAACUCGUUCAGGUGGAGUGGUCUGAUAGCGCAAACAAGAUACAUUAUAGAGCACAAGAUCCACUAUCCAAAUUGGCAACUGGCGUGCUUGCUCGCUGUAUAUUUAUUCGGACAAUAUGUCUACAACGUGACCAAUGGUCAGAAGGACCACUUGAGGAGAUACCCAGAUAGUCCUGAGUCGAAAAGGAUGAAGAGAAUUCCGACAUCUCAAGGCAAAGAUAUCUUGUGUGACGGGUGGUGGGGAGUUGUGAGACAACCUAACAUAACUGCCGAUAUCCUCGUCCACCUUACCUGGCUUCGAUUUGGUAUCACAGCCCCUCCUGUAUUAUCGAUCAUGAGUUUCUUCUACUAUUUCAUCGCUAGAGCCGUUGUUUCUCAAAGAGAUUGUAAGAUGAAGUACGGUCUUGCCUGGCAGAAAUAUUGCAGGAAGGUGAAGUACGUGCUGGUGCCAUUUGUUUAUUGACCAAGUUGGAAGAUGACUAUAUCUGUUGGGUAGUCGUCAAUUCAUUUUGGAAUUUCAAGAUGAAAUUUCCCGAAAUUCAGUAGUUGAAUCACUGUAUGAUCGAUUCAAUUUAUUCGCAAUAAAGUCGCGAAAAAAACAAA
This is a messenger RNA of Coccinella septempunctata (seven-spotted ladybird), 1624 nucleotides long. Its product is annotated as delta(14)-sterol reductase LBR-like. The transcript is spliced from 5 exons. Gene Ontology annotation, cellular component: endoplasmic reticulum membrane; nuclear inner membrane. Bases 132 to 1484 code for a protein of 450 amino acids. The record is from RefSeq and is a predicted model, not a curated record. Gene Ontology annotation, molecular function: oxidoreductase activity, acting on the CH-CH group of donors, NAD or NADP as acceptor. Gene Ontology annotation, biological process: sterol biosynthetic process. NCBI's taxonomy places the organism in Eukaryota, Metazoa, Arthropoda, Insecta, Coleoptera, Coccinellidae.